Parus major (Great Tit) is the source of this 2333-nucleotide messenger RNA. It is a transcript of the gene EVI5L, whose product is annotated as ecotropic viral integration site 5 like. Bases 134 to 1840 code for a protein of 568 amino acids. Lineage: Eukaryota; Metazoa; Chordata; Aves; Passeriformes; Paridae. The transcript is spliced from 13 exons. The record is from RefSeq and is a predicted model, not a curated record.
GGCCGGGGCGGCGGCGGCUCCGCGAUGGCGGCGGGCGCGGGGCUCCCGGUGAGGGGGGAACGGCGCGGAGCCCCCCCGAGGUGGCGGCCGGGGGUCGCCAUGGCCACGGACCGCAGGUGAGCCCAGGCCGGCCAUGGCCUCUCCGGCCGCCAGCCCGGACUCCUCGUCCCACGAGGGGCCCUCGGCCCCCGGAGGGUCCCCAACGUCCGACUCGGAGAACCUGAGCCCGGACGAGCUGGAGCUGCUGGCCAAGCUGGAGGAGCAGAACCGGCUGCUGGAGGCCGACUCCAAGUCGAUGCGCUCGGUGAACGGCUCGCGGCGCAACAGCGGCUCCUCGCUGGUGUCCAGCUCCUCGGCCUCGUCCAACCUCAGCCACCUGGAGGAGGACACCUGGAUCCUCUGGGGCCGCAUCGUCAACGAGUGGGAUGAGUGGAGGAAGAAGAAGGAGAAGCUGCUCAAGGAGCUGAUCCGGAAGGGGAUCCCGCACCAUUUCCGGGCCAUCGUGUGGCAGCUGCUGUGCAGCGCGGCCGAGCUGCCGCUCAAGGCGCAGUACUCGGAGCUGCUGCGGAUGUCGUCGCCCUGCGAGCGCCUGAUCCGCCGCGACAUCGCCCGCACCUACCCCGAGCACGACUUCUUCAAGGGCCAGGACAGCCUGGGCCAGGAGGUGCUCUUCAACGUCAUGAAGGCCUAUUCCCUGGUGGAUCGGGAGGUCGGAUACUGCCAGGGCAGCGCCUUCAUCGUGGGACUGCUGCUGAUGCAGAUGCCGGAGGAGGAGGCGUUCAGCGUCUUCGUGCGGCUGAUGCAGGAGUACCGGCUGCGCGAGCUCUUCAAGCCCAGCAUGGCCGAGCUGGGGCUCUGCAUUUACCAGUUCGAGUUCCUGCUGCAGGAGCAGCUGCCGGAGCUGAACGUGCACUUCCGCUCUCAGAGCUUCCUGACCUCCAUGUACGCCUCGUCCUGGUUCCUCACGCUCUUCCUCACCACCUUCCCCCUGCCCGUGGCCACGCGCGUCUUCGACAUCUUCAUGUACGAGGGGCUGGAGAUCGUGUUCCGUGUGGGGAUGGCCCUGCUCCAGUUCAACCAGGCCGAGCUGGUCCAGCUGGACAUGGAGGGGAUGUCCCAGUACUUCCAGAAGGUGAUCCCGCACCAGUUCGACUCGUGCCCGGACAAGCUCAUCCUGCGCGCCUGCCAGGUCAAGUACAACCCCAGGAAGAUGAAGAGGUGUGUCCCCAGCUCAGCAGGUGUGUCCCCAGGUGUGUCCCCAGCUCAGCAGGUGUGUCCCCAGGUGUGCGGGGGCCGCUGGAAGGAGCCGCGGGCGCUGCACGAGGCCGUGCUGGGGGUGCAGCUGCGCGAGAGCCAGGCCCAGGCGGAGCUGAGGGCGCUGAGACAGCGCGUGCUGCACCUGGAGACACAGGGCCGGAUCCAGCGCUCGGUUCUGGGCCGUGCCGAGCAGGCCUGUGCCGGGCUGAGGGAGCAGCUCCGCGCCGCGGCCGCCCAGAGCCAGGGGCUGCAGGCCCAGCUGAGCGAGAGCCACCGCAAACACGCCGAGGCGCAGUGCAAGCGGGAGGAGGGACGGCUGCAGGGCCAGCUGGAGCACUCGGACGCCGCGCAGUACAUCCGGCACCUGCGGGGCCACAUCAGCGAGCUCAAGGCCGAGAUCCGGCUGCUGCGGGGGCCGCUGUCCUUUGGCGCGGUGGCCUUGGGGACACGCCUGGGGGACGAGGACUCGCUGGGCUCGUCGGAUGAGGAGCUGCCACCGCCCUUCGCCCUGACCCCGGGGGACAUCGGGGACAUCGGGGACAGCAGUGACAGCGAGCCUGAGGUGACACCCCCAGCACAGUGACCCCAGGGGACACCGGGGACUGCCCGAGGUGGCACCAACAGCGCCGUGACCCACAAGGGACACCGGGGACAUCGGGGACAGCCGGAGGGGCCACCCCCAGCACAGUGACCUGUGGGGACAUUGGGGACUGCCUGAGGUGGCACCAACAGCACCGUGACCCGUGAGGACAUUUGGGGACAUCGGGAACAGGCCGGGGCCACCCCAGGGACCCUCGGGGACAUCGUGGGGAGCUGCCAGGCCCAGCCCAGGGACACCGGGGGACAAUGGCACACCUGUGGCACAUCCCAGGUCCCUGUGGCACUUUGGGGACACCUGUGACAAGCAGGGGACAUUGAGGGGCUCUGAGGGGACACUGAGGGACAGCGAGAUCCCGGGAUGUGGAUCCCAGAGCCGGCGCCCUCCUGGCAGCUGCGGGACCCCCGAGGACGGGAGCGGUUUGCCCUGGACCCCCCGGAUGGAUCCCGGAUCCCAAAGGGAUCCCAAACCCCUCUGG